This is a messenger RNA of Anopheles nili, 2569 nucleotides long. It is a transcript of the gene Klc, whose product is annotated as kinesin light chain. The transcript is spliced from 6 exons. Gene Ontology annotation, biological process: microtubule-based movement. The record is from RefSeq and is a predicted model, not a curated record. Gene Ontology annotation, cellular component: kinesin complex; membrane-bounded organelle; cytoplasm. NCBI's taxonomy places the organism in Eukaryota, Metazoa, Arthropoda, Insecta, Diptera, Culicidae. Gene Ontology annotation, molecular function: kinesin binding. Bases 120 to 1649 code for a protein of 509 amino acids.
AAUCGUCUUGUUGCAACUACAUGCCGUACUGUUUCUAAUUCUUUUGAAAGAUUACAAUUUCACUACAACAACGAUUUAAUUCAAUUUGCAACAAAAAGGUAACUGAAAAGUGAUUCACAAUGACACAAAUGGCACAGGAAGAGAUCGUCUCGAAUACAAAAACUGUAAUGCAGGGCCUCGAAGCCCUGCGUGUGGAGCAUAUGACGCUAAUGAAUAACCUUGCUGAGGGCAGCAAAACUGAUCCAGAUAAAAUGGAAAUCGUGAAGAAGAACAUGGAAAACAUUGAGCUGGGUCUAAGCGAAGCACAGGUUAUCGUGAUGUUGUUUGCCCAUCUACAAAAUAUUGAAGCAGAAAAGCAAAAGCUACGUACCCAGGUGAAACGGUUGUGUCAGGAAAAUGUUUGGUUGCGUGACGAGCUGGCCAUCACGCAGCAAAAACUUCAGGCCUCCGAGCAGAGCGUUGCGCAGUUAGAGGAGGAAAAAAAACAUUUGGAAUUUAUGGCCACAGUGAAAAAGUACGAUGACAUACAUGAGACCGAAGACAAUUUGGAAAAAUCUCGAACCGAUCCAGUAGUAGAGCUGUUCCCGGAAGACGAAACAGAAGAAAGAAACAACAUGUCACCAACGCCACCAAAUCAAUUUGCAAAUCAUGCGAAUGCAGGAUAUGAAAUUCCGGCUCGUUUGCGAACACUACACAAUCUGGUCAUACAAUACGCAUCGCAAGGGCGCUACGAAGUAGCCGUACCAUUGUGCAAACAGGCGUUAGAGGAUCUGGAGAAAACCAGUGGACACGAUCAUCCUGAUGUGGCCACAAUGUUAAACAUAUUGGCAUUGGUGUACCGAGAUCAGAACAAAUAUAAAGAAGCCGCUAAUCUUCUUAACGAUGCUCUGACAAUACGUGAGAAAACUCUAGGAGAAAAUCACCCGGCUGUCGCUGCUACAUUAAACAAUUUGGCCGUGUUGUACGGCAAACGAGGAAAGUAUAAGGAUGCUGAGCCGCUAUGUAAGCGGGCUCUAGAAAUACGAGAAAAUGUUCUCGGCAAAUCCCAUCCGGAUGUGGCGAAACAGCUGAACAACUUGGCGCUUCUUUGCCAAAAUCAGGCUAAAUACGAAGAAGUCGAAAUGUACUACAAACGAGCGUUAGAAAUUUACGAAAUGAAGCUUGGCGGAGACGAUCCAAAUGUUGCUAAGACACUCAACAACCUUGCCAGUUGCUACUUAAAGCAAGGUAAAUACAAGGAAGCGGAGAUGCUGUACAAGGAGGUGCUGACGAGAGCACAUGAGCGAGAAUUUGGUGCAAUAAACGGUGAAAAUAAGCCAAUCUGGCAGGUUGCUGAAGAGCGAGAGGAAAAUAAGCUUAAGAAUCAAGAAAAUACACCGUAUGGUGAAUACGGAGGUUGGCACAAAGCUGCCAAAGUUGAUUCCCCAACUGUGACGACUACUUUGAAAAAUCUUGGCGCACUGUAUAGACGGCAGGGCAAGUACGAGGCCGCGGAUACAUUGGAAGAUUGUGCCCUACGAAGCAAGAAAGAGGCAUUGGAUUUGGUGAAACAAUCGAAAGUGCUUGGUGUGGCCGACGAUAACAAAAGGCAGAAGAGCGGCAACAGCAAAGAUGAGAAUGAUGAACACAACAAACGUGUGCACAAAUAAUCGUAGUUUCGCUGACGUCCGUAUAUUUUAAAAUGCUAUAUUACGAAAAGGAAAAUUAAAAGUCAUAUGAAACACGAUGGGUGAAACCAGGGAACACGGUUGUUAGCAGUGUGCUAAAGAAAGUGCAGUGACUUUGGAUUUGUAUAGAUCGAUAAACCUCGUGCUGUCGUUUACAAUGUCGCUUGUUCACGUUUCUUGUUUCAUAUUCAAUGUUUCAAUCCAUUCCUUUUUUGAAACAAUUUUUUUCUCUUGUGCGCUUAUUCUUUUUCACGAUAGCUCUGAUAUUUAUUUUUACUGCAUAUUUUUUCUAAGUUUGUAUUUUAAUAUUAUGAACCUAUUCGAGCAGAUCAAUUUGAUUUGAUUUGAUUGUUUUGUUUUAACUUUUCCACAAUUAUGCUGGGCAAGACAAUGAAACUGGCUUAGAACGAUACUUUUGGCGCUUAGUACAAUUAAAUGUGCUCGAUAUAGCUUCUUAUUAUCAUUUGAACAUCGUUUUUGUUGUCUUCUACUGCGAAAUAGAACUGUUCAUGUUGUCGCAUCAAAUGCAUCCUAGUGCUCGUGAGCUUUUAGUUUUUCGACAUGGACAAAAUCGUUGAUGCAAAGCUCUAAUGCUAACGAAAGAAAAAUAUGUAAUAGCGCGAAUGGUUGAAAACAAAAAAGCCGCGAGUAAACAAAGAUAGGAUCUGAUUGGAAAACAGGAUAAUUUUUGUGGCAACUGUUUUAUUUGUCAAACUGUAGCGCGCGGUGAAAUGGAUAAAAUAAUUCUACGCUUUUGAUAAUAAAACAAAAAUGCAUACCAUUUAUUUAAUCAUUUCCAAAGUAAUAUGUAAGAAACACACACAUGUGCGUUGAAGCUUUCGAUAUGAUAUACAUUAUUUGCUUGCGUUUUUCGUCUACACGAAGUUCCAAUCAAUAACUGC